AGCUACCGUGAGCCGUCGAGGCCAAUCGCGUGAAGAUUUCGAUCUUGUCAUGUCAAGCAGGACUUCUCCCCGUAUAUAGCCAGUUCGUUAGCAGAGAGGCGCGAGCCUGAACCUGCAUAUUGUGCGCAUAUCUAGCGUCCUGUAGCGUUUUGCCCUGCAGCAGUUACGCAUCAAUGCGACUGCGCCUUGUGGUGUUGCGCAGACUGCAAGGCAACCAUGUUUUGGCAGACUACAUCGCGCGACCUGCUACAAACCGUUGCCACGAGUAUGUUGUAAGGCGAGCGUAGAGUUCCACCGCCGCAUUGUUCGUUUAUUCUUACAGCGAGCAUUCUCGGCUCUCACGACGCCAUGGCGGAGAAUGCGAACGAGACGUCGGGCGAGGUAGGGCGAGAACGGCGCAGGACAAACACAGUGAGCAGCGUUGCGCAUAGCGUGCACUCUGCUACGCAUACAAUCACCUCGGCGGCGUCGGAACUCCUGUUGCGGGAUCCACCACCGGGAUUCUUCGCCGCGACGGCGCAGGUGGUGUCGCAUGCGCCGACCGUGGGCGAAAUCAGAAGAGGCAGCUUCGGCGCGGAUGGAUGGCAUGCGAAUCGUCAACAACUCGAUCGGCAGCGAAGGAAUAGCCAUGGGGAAGCGAAGCGAAAGCUACGGAGGGUCUCCGUAGGCGAUGCGGCGGAGCGCAAUGGAGACGGUGAACCCAAGGCGUUUCCCGCAUUGACGGAAGAAGAGAGCCAAGGCGCAAGCACCGAACCUCCGACUCAGGACAAUGAGCAGAAACACCCCGACGCGAACACGUCGAGACGCGCCGAUCACGACCGAAUACACCGCCUUGACCGCGAUCGCAGAGUCUCCUCGUCAGGUUAUGUUCCACCACCAACCAUACCAUGGACCACCUCCGCCCUCGUCGCACUCAAGGCGUUUGGGAAAUGGUUGCUUACACCCUUCGGGUUCCUCAUUACCAUUUAUGGCCUCAAUGUAGUCGCCUGGGGCGGCAUGCUUUUCUUGUUGCUGUGCAACGCCAGUCCUGCGAUUAGGUUUCCACGAUAUAACAACUGCAACGACAUCAACAGUCCACGCCGCAUUUGGAUUGAGAUCGACAGUCAGAUUCUCAACGCGCUCUUCUGCGUCACAGGGUUCGGACUGAUACCUUGGCGCUUCCGCGACUGGUGGUACCUCCUCCUUUGGCGUUGCACGGGUGAGAAGCGCAGUGGGUUGGAGAACAAGCUGUACGGCUUGCGCAAAUUGGCAGGCAUUUACCGAGGCUGGGUUCGACUGCCUGGGUCAGGCACCCUCGACGAGCUAACUUUCCCAGAGUACGGCAAUCUGGCGUCAGCUGAUGGUGCUCACGACCUACGGCUCCCAUUACCACUCUCCAAACGGCCAGACGAGCCUUUGACUGGCAUCCGUGCCCCACCGACUGCACUGUGGAAGAUUGACUUUUUCGUCUACUCGCAGGUAGCUAACACCUUCUUGCAAGCGUGCCUUUGUGGCUUCAUGUGGGGCAUGACACGCUACAACCGUCCGUCUUGGGCGACCGGAUUCUUCAUCGGCAUAGCAUGCGUUGUGGCUGCGCUUGGCGGCCUUCUGAGCUACCUUGAAGGCCGGAAAGUGAAGCGCGUGGAAGGCGUACGGGCUCCUCAUCCGACGCGCGUCGCAACAGAGGAGGACUUUGGCGAGCCAGUCGUGGCCGAGAAGGAAAGCCUGCAUAUACAUACCGAGAAAGGCGACGCCGCCGUGUGA
This is a messenger RNA of Baudoinia panamericana UAMH 10762, 1743 nucleotides long. RefSeq lists its product as uncharacterized. The record is from RefSeq and is a predicted model, not a curated record. Lineage: Eukaryota; Fungi; Ascomycota; Dothideomycetes; Mycosphaerellales; Teratosphaeriaceae. The transcript is spliced from 4 exons. Bases 349 to 1743 code for a protein of 464 amino acids.